AUGUAUUCUGAUCCAAGGGCAAUCCAGCUUUGUGGCGAUCAUUCAUCCGAUCGCACAGCGAUGUUUCAGCAGGCUGCACGCACGGAUCAGCUGAACGAGGAGAAGCGAGCCAAGAAAAAGGGCGCAGCUGCUACGAUGGAUCCGGCUGCAGAGGUGGAGUCCACCGUGGAGUCGUUGAAGGAGCGGCUCGUGCGCAUGGAGCGGGAAGAGCCGGAGGAGUUCGUUGAACAUCUGAAAGACUUCAGUGUCAAGACGCUUGGAUAUGCGCUGGUCCGCUGGUGUGCAUGCAACUCGCCUAGCUCUGACUCUGGCUGCCCUGGCUGCAGGAUCGAGUCAAGACUGCGUGCUUGCCCCAUGUGCAAGCAGGAGUACAUGGAGUGGUUCACUUCCAAGUGUCCGAUCUACAGAAGACUUACUGAGGAAGCGGCAGACCAAGCAUGGCUUCGCGACUUGAAGGAUCCGCUGAAAGUCAAAGAUCAAGUGCCCUCAAACUUGCCAGACGGUACACCGGGGCCGGACGUAAUGCGCAUCUGGAUCCAUCGAGUAGGAGCGGAAGGUGAAGAAAAGGAUCUGGUCCACUACCAGGACGAAGGCGUCAGAAAGGAGGACGAGAUACAGGUGAAAGCCCCAACCGAACUUCAACACCAGAAGCUGGCGGCUAUGGCACGAGACAUCAGGCAGUCCAUGAAUGAUUUGGAUGACGACACGUGCGAUCAAGGCUUCGCCAUUCUGGACACACCGGAGAUAGGCCAAGCCAAACUUGCCCUGAAUGUCCAGACGAAUGCUGCUAUCCAAUCAGCCGGGGCUGCCGGCAGGGGCAAAGCCAAAGCCAAGCCAAAGCCAAAAGCUGGCAAAUCAAAGCUGCCAGGAGUGGUCGCAUCCACUGUUCGCAGGGACACUGUGAAACCAUAUACGGCUGUGAUGGCUGCAAUUCCAGCUGCCCUAUCGAAGGCAGAAGAGAUGCUGAAAGAGGCCGAGGGUGCUUACGAUACGCUGGAGAAUGCAGUGCUUCAAGAUGCGGCCGUGAGAACCGUCCAGCAUCGUCGUGCUUGUCUAAAGCAGCUGGAUGAUCGCAGCUAUGUGCGGCCGACUGAGGCUUCUUCGGGGAAACUUCACAAACUUUUGUGUGAGGACAAGUUUUUCGCCGAACAAGGCUGGUCGCCUGAGCAUGUGCAGACCGUGGGGCAAAUUGAUUACACCAGAGGUGUGCUGUUAGACUUGCAGUGCACGGCAGAGGCUGUUGAAGUGCUUGGUGCCACGCACAAGGAAUCCCUGCAUGUCCUUCAAACCGUUGGGAAUGCCUUGACGACAGAGUGUCGUCAGUGGAAGUCUAAUCUAGCGGCCAGGGAGUUGGAGGAGAAGGCAAAGGCAAAGGAGGAGAAUGAACCUGCUGGUGAAGGCGCAGCGACGGAGGCGCUGGAUGGGGUCGAUGGAGUGAACAGGGCGAAACGGCGCCGGAAGGCUCGGGGAGCCACCGGCGACAUGACUGAUGAUGACCCUGCAAUCUUGGUUGCCGCUGCAAAUGCUGUGUAUGACAAGUCGUUCGAGUUGGAAAUCUUCAACGAUUUGAAUCUAUUUCUGGACCACGUGCGCAGAACUGCCGGUAUGGCGUCUCCAGGAAUCAACGAAGAAGAGGUGAAAAAUUUCAACAAGAAGAUUGUCAAAGAUAUGAACUCCUUUGCGUCAGAUUUUGAGGCGGCACAGUCGGCAAACGCACAGCAGACGCAAGCGAAGAAGCCACUCCCCGAGCGCCAAGUGCGCAUGAUGGUUGGACCCGCAGACACGCUUGGGCUGGACGGCCUCAUGAUGCAUGAGGUUGACGAGUCGCGUUGUACGACGUUGCAGUUUCUCAACAGAGGUGAGGUAGCCAAGAAGCCCCGGUUCGCUGAGAUUGGUCACGAUGAUAAUGCAAAGGCCAAGAGCCAACUGCGAAUUUCUGGACUCGCGAUUGUGGGUGCAAAGCUGCACUCCACUUAUGCUGGCUUCUUGCCAGUGAGGCUCGGCAGCAUUUAUUACCAUGCCUCAGGGGACAAGUUGUUGGCCGCGAUCGACAUCCAGGAGGCUAUUGACUGGUACCGCUCUACCAAGAAGUCUUCUGCGACUUCCUCUGCUGAUGCCGGUUUGCCGAAAGCUUACAGGGCCCUGGCCCUUGCCGGCCAGGAAGUGAUGACCUUCUUGGCCAAUCAGGACUUCGCAGCUCAGGAGGAUGAAUGUCGAGACGGUCUCCGAAGCCUCCGCAUGGGAUCGCUCUUGCCGGGAGACGUAGUCUACUUCCCUCCCUGCUGCUUGACCGUGGACAAAGCCCUAGCCCAGCACAACCUUGGUAUUCGUGCCACUUCCAUGUUCUUCAAUGCAACGGCAUACCGGGCUUAUCAACUUUACAGAACUGUGUACUCAGCGGAUAUGGGUGCGGAGGUGAUGUCCAUUGUGUUGAAUAAACUCAAGUUCAAUGAUGGCGUCGACGCUGGUGCUGCAGACGGUAACAUGAAAAAGUUGGCGGACAGGGAGGACAAGGUUAUCCCCGCUGGCUUCCACGAGGACACGGGUGUCCCCGCUGGCUUCCACGAGGCCACGGCCGCAGCCAAGAAAGGGUCUGCAGAUGAUGGUGACCACAAACUGCGGGCAAAGAUUGAAGCCUGGACAAAGGCUCAGACUGAGGAGCAUCUGGCUUUCGCAAAGAAUCAUGCUCGCUUCGAUGACUUCCUUCAGCACAUGUAUGACAUGUACUUCGGAGGUGAGGAGCCUGAUGCUGAAGAGUUUUCUUUCGGAGCUGAGGGCGGCGACCACCUGGAAGAUCUUAUCUCUUGGUUUCAGUUCCUUGCCAUUGGUUCUGCAGAUCGUGGUGGAAAGCCAGCCCCAGCGCUGGAGUGGGUUCCCACGAAUGCAGCAGAAGCCCUUUUGGCCAAAGCGGCAGAUGAAUCGGUUCAGCAGGCCAUGCUGACGCAGGGCCCGGGAAGUCUGGGUGUGAUGAGCCCUUCAGUGGGCGAGACAGCGGAAGCGGCAAAUCAUGAUCAGCAGACGAUUCCAGAUAAGGUGAAUUCCGAGCCACCCCAUUUGACGGAGGCGGCCCAUGCAGCGAGUCAGCAGAUGCAGGAUCUUGAUAAGGAGAUGGACCCCCCAGCAGCCCAGGUGACCGAUGAUGCGCCGAAUCCCGAGCAGGUCAAGGAUACGGAAGUUACGGAAGCGCCCGAUGCAGCGAGUCAGCAGAUGCUGCAGCCGGAAGAUAAGAUGAAUCCCGCGAACGCCAAUUUGGCGGAUGCGGCCAAUGCAUUGGCAGUGCCGGUGCAGCCGGAUGAUGCGAUGACUCCGGUCACGGCGACCGUCGCGGAUCAGACGGCGAACCCUCAAUCAAUCAACGAAGCGGCCGAUGCAGUGAAACAGCAGAUGCGGCAUCCGGAUGAUAUGAUGGAUUGCGAGGAAGCCAAUGUGGCGGAAGCGGCCGAGGAAGCAACGGUGCUGAUGCAGGAAUCAGAGCCAGAGGCAGAAGCGGAGGCAUCCGAAGCAGAGCCGGCAAAGGAAAAGGCCGCACCGGCCAAAUCGAAAGCAAAGGCAAAAGCCAAGGCCAAGGGUACUGCGGCCAAGGAUGAAGGCGACAUCAAAAGCUUCUUAAAGAAGUGA
Molecule: messenger RNA, 3618 nt
Organism: Symbiodinium sp. CCMP2592
Lineage: Eukaryota; Dinophyceae; Suessiales; Symbiodiniaceae
Source: the annotation of a GenBank genome assembly